Messenger RNA from Synchiropus splendidus (mandarinfish), 8999 nucleotides. RefSeq names its product sodium channel, voltage gated, type VIII, alpha subunit a (gene scn8aa). The record is from RefSeq and is a predicted model, not a curated record. Gene Ontology annotation, molecular function: voltage-gated sodium channel activity. The transcript has 27 exons. NCBI's taxonomy places the organism in Eukaryota, Metazoa, Chordata, Actinopteri, Syngnathiformes, Callionymidae. Gene Ontology annotation, biological process: membrane depolarization during action potential; neuronal action potential; sodium ion transmembrane transport. The coding region runs from base 413 to 6316 and encodes 1967 amino acids. Gene Ontology annotation, cellular component: plasma membrane; voltage-gated sodium channel complex; axon.
GCGGCAGUCGGAGGACUGGGAUCCGCGCGUGAGUGUCGCAGAGUAGCUGGUUCCGCAGCGUCUCGCUCUGCUCGGAGGCGAAGGAGACUCUGCGUCGCGGCCGCUCCUCCUCUGCCGGACCGGAUCCACCGUCCGCCCGCCCGAACCGUCGCGAGCUUUUUCAAGUCGUGAACGUCGCCGAACGACAAGGUGGACGGAACCGGCGCUCUGCGGUUUUUGGGUGCCGCCAGACAGCGCGACUGCGAAACGUCGUCUCGGCUCCAUUUAAAGAUGUCCGCCUGGUUCGAGACGGGCUUUUAAGGUUUGGAUCUGGCUGGCUCGAACCAUAGGACGUGCUCAGCAACGACGGGGAUGGAAAGCUGCAACUGUGGAUGGUAGAAACCUAAAGCUCACGUAGCUGCAGGAUGAAAACAUGGCUGCACCCCUUCUUGCACCGCCAGGACCUGAUAGCUUCAAGAAGUUCACUGCUGAAUCUUUGGCGGCCCUCGAGCAACGCAUCAACGAGGAGAAGAACAAGAAGCCUCCCAAACAGGACAGCAGUUACCGCGACGACGAUGACGAGAACAAGCCCAAGCCCAACAGUGACCUGGAGGCUGGCAAGAGUCUUCCCUACAUCUACGGCGACAUCCCUAAAGGAAUGGUGGCGGUGCCACUGGAGGAUCUGGACCCUUUCUACCUGAACUCCCAGAAAACGUUUAUAGUGCUAAAUAGAGGGAAAACAAUCUUCCGUUUCAGUGCCACACCUGCCUUGUACUUCAUAAGUCCUUUUAAUCCGGUUCGGCGAGUAGCUAUUAAGAUUUUGAUACAUUCUCUUUUCAGCAUGAUCAUUAUGUGUACCAUUUUGACCAACUGCAUAUUCAUGACCUUUAGUGACCCCCCUGAGUGGUCCAAACAAGUAGAAUACACCUUCACUGGAAUUUAUACGUUUGAGUCCCUUGUCAAAAUCACGGCGCGAGGAUUCUGCAUAGAUGGCUUUACUUUCCUGCGAGAUCCCUGGAACUGGCUGGACUUCAUGGUCAUCUCCAUGGCAUAUAUAACAGAGUUUGUGGACCUGGGCAAUGUAUCUGCGCUGAGAACGUUCAGAGUUCUCCGAGCAUUGAAAACUAUCUCUGUCAUUCCAGGCCUGAAGACCAUUGUGGGAGCUCUGAUCCAGUCAGUGAAGAAACUGUCCGACGUGAUGAUCCUCACCGUCUUCUGCCUGAGCGUCUUCGCCCUCAUCGGCCUCCAGCUCUUCAUGGGAAACCUGCGACACAAGUGUGUGUUCUGGCCCAUCAACUUCAAUGAGAGUUACCCGCCCAACAGCAGCAGGGUCUUCGACUGGGACGAGUACAUCACCAACGAAACCAACUUCUACUUCCUGCCCGGCCAGCUGGACGCGCUGCUCUGCGGGAACAGCUCAGACUCCGGACGUUGCCCUGAAGGAUACACAUGCAUGAAAGCCGGCAGGAACCCCAACUAUGGCUACACCAGCUUCGACAGCUUCGGCUGGGCCUUCCUGGCUCUCUUCAGGCUCAUGACACAGGACUUCUGGGAAAACCUCUACAUGCUGACCCUGCGCGCGGCAGGAAAGACCUACAUGAUCUUCUUUGUGUUGGUGAUCUUUGUCGGCUCUUUCUACCUCGUAAACUUGAUCCUGGCUGUGGUGGCUAUGGCAUACGAGGAGCAGAACCAGGCCACCAUGGAGGAAGCCCAGCAGAAGGAGGAGGAGUUCAAGGCCAUGCUAGAGCAGCUGAAGAAGCAGCAGGAGGAAGCCCAGACGGCUGCCAUGGCGACCUCUGCGGGCACGGUGUCUGAGGACGCUGUAGAAGACGACGGAGGAGGUCGGCUGUCCUGCAGCUCCUCAGAGAUGUCCAAGCUCAGCUCCAAGAGCGCCAAAGAAAGAAGGAACCGCAAAAAGAAGUGGCGACAGAAAGAGCAGGAGAAGGAGAAGGGGGACAGCGAGAAGUUUGUCAAGUCGGAGUCCGACGAUGGGAGCAAGAGAAGCCGAUUCCGUUUCCCGGACAACCGGCUGGGCCGAAAGUCCUCCAUCAUGAACCAGUCGCUGCUCAGCAUCCCCGGCUCGCCCUUCCUCUCCCGCCACAACAGCAAGAGCAGCAUCUUCAGCUUCAAGGGUCGAGGCAAAGACGUGGGCUCCGAGAACGAGUUUGCCGACGACGAGCACAGCACGGUGGAGGAGUGCGAGGAGCGGCGCGGCUCGCUCUUCAGCCCGUACCGGCGCAGCAGCUACAGCGGCUACCACGGCAAGAGGAACAGUACGGUGGAUUGCAACGGCGUGGUGUCGCUGAUCGGCCCCGGGCCCGGCGGACGCCUUCUGCCUGAGGUGAAAAUAGAUAAGGCAGCUACUGACGACAGUCCGACUACUGAGGUUGAGGUGAAGAAGAAGCUGUCGGGCUCCCUGAUGGUGUCAGUGGACCAGCUCAAUACCUCUUUUGGGCGGAAAGAGCGGGCCAACAGUGUCAUGAGCGCCAUUACCAACACUCUCGUGGAGGAACUGGAGGAGUCCCAGCGCAAGUGUCCACCGUGCUGGUAUAAGUUUUCUAACACUUUCCUGAUUUGGGAGUGCUCCCCCAUGUGGCUGAGGAUUAAGGAGAUAGUCAACCUGAUUGUGAUGGACCCGUUUGUGGACCUGGCCAUCACCAUCUGUAUCGUGCUCAACACUCUGUUCAUGGCCAUGGAGCACUACCCCAUGACCCCCGACUUUGAGCACAUGCUGUCUGUGGGUAACCUGGUCUUCACGGGGAUCUUUGCUGGAGAGAUGCUCUUCAAACUGGUGGCCAUGGAUCCCUACUACUACUUCCAGGAGGCCUGGAACUGUUUCGACGGCUUCAUUGUGACUCUGAGUUUAGUGGAACUGGCUCUGGCUGACGUGGAGGGUCUGUCGGUGCUGCGCUCCUUCCGACUGCUGCGAGUUUUCAAGCUAGCAAAGUCCUGGCCGACUCUCAACAUGUUGAUCAAGAUCAUCGGUAAUUCUGUGGGAGCGCUGGGAAACCUGACCCUGGUCCUGGCCAUCAUCGUCUUCAUCUUUGCUGUGGUGGGCAUGCAACUGUUUGGGAAAAGCUACAAAGACUGUGUAUGCAAGAUCAACGCCGACUGCGAGCUGCCGCGCUGGCACAUGAACGACUUCUUCCACUCCUUCCUCAUCGUCUUCCGGGUCCUCUGUGGAGAGUGGAUCGAGACCAUGUGGGACUGCAUGGAGGUGGCGGGUCAGGCCAUGUGCCUCAUCGUCUUCAUGAUGGUCAUGGUCAUCGGGAACCUGGUGGUGUUGAACCUGUUCCUUGCCUUGCUGCUGAGCUCAUUCAGUGCAGACAACCUGGCGGCGACGGAUGACGACGGCGAGCCGAACAACCUCCAGAUCUCCGUCAUGCGUAUCAACAAAGGGAUCGCCUGGAUCAAAAGCAAGGUUCGGAUCCUGGUCGCCAGUCUCCUGAGGAAGCCUCCAAUGGAGGACGAGCAGAAGCCUCUGGACGACAUGUACGACAAGAAGCUGAACUGCAUCGCCAACCACACGGGGGUCGACAUUAACCGCGACCUGGACUAUGCCAAGAAUGGCAACGGAACCACCAGUGGGAUCGGCAGCAGUGUUGGGAAAUACAUGAUCGACGAGGAUCACAUGUCAUUCAUCCACAAUCCCAACUUGACCGUCUGCGUGCCCAUCGCCGUGGGAGAGUCUGACUUCGAGAACCUGAACACCGAGGACUUCAGCAGCGAGUCUGACAACGAGAACAGCAAGGAGCUGGACGACACCAGCUCUUCAGAGGGCAGCACGAUCGACAUCAAGCCAGAUGUGGAGGAGGUGGUGGUGGUGGAGACAGUGGAGGAGUACAUGGAACCAGACCCCUGCUGGACUGAUGCGUGUGUGGCCAAGUACAAGUGCUGUGACGUGGACAUCACCAUGGGCUGGGGCAAGAGCUGGUGGUUCCUGAGGAAAACUUGCUAUCUGAUUGUUGAGCACAACUGGUUUGAGACCCUCAUCAUUUUCAUGAUCCUCCUGAGCAGCGGAGCACUGGCUUUUGAGGACGUCUACAUCGAGCAGAGGAAGACGAUCCGUGUGAUUCUAGAAUAUGCCGACAGAGUUUUCACCUACAUCUUCAUCCUGGAGAUGUUGCUGAAGUGGGUGGCCUACGGAUUUGUCAAGUACUUCACCAACGCCUGGUGUUGGCUGGACUUCUUCAUUGUGGAUGUGUCUAUAGUCAGCCUUGUAGCUAAUGCGCUGGGCUACUCCGAUCUAGGGCCCAUUAAAUCACUAAGGACACUAAGAGCCUUGAGACCCCUCAGAGCCUUGUCACGUUUUGAAGGGAUGAGGGUGGUAGUCAACGCCUUGGUGGGCGCCAUCCCCUCCAUUAUGAAUGUGUUGCUGGUUUGCCUCAUCUUUUGGCUGAUUUUUAGUAUCAUGGGCGUCAACUUGUUCGCCGGCAAGUACUACUUCUGUUUCAAUGAGACAUCAGAGGAAUACUUUCCGGUGGAUGUGGUCAACAACAAGACCCAGUGUGAAGCACUCAUUCACGAGAACAACACCGAGGUCCGCUGGAAGAACGUCAAGAUCAACUUUGACAAUGUCGGUGCUGGUUACCUGGCUCUCCUGCAAGUGGCAACGUUCAAAGGUUGGAUGGACAUCAUGUACGCAGCUGUGGACUCCAGAGAGGUGGAGGAUCAGCCGGACUACGAAGUCAACAUCUACAUGUACAUCUACUUUGUUGUUUUCAUCAUCUUUGGCUCAUUCUUCACGCUCAACCUCUUCAUCGGUGUGAUCAUCGACAACUUCAACCAGCAGAAGAAAAAGUUUGGAGGUCAGGAUAUCUUCAUGACAGAAGAACAGAAGAAGUACUACAACGCCAUGAAAAAGCUGGGCUCCAAAAAACCCCAGAAGCCCAUCCCACGUCCACAGAACAAAAUCCAAGGAAUGGUCUUCGACUUUGUCACCCAGCAAGUCUUCGACAUCUCCAUCAUGAUCUUGAUCUGCCUCAACAUGGUGACCAUGAUGGUGGAGACAGAUGAUCAGUCCGACGAAACAGAGUUGGUCCUCUAUUGGGUCAACUUCAUCUUCAUUGUGGUCUUCACCACGGAAUUCCUGCUGAAGCUCUUUGCUCUCCGCCACUACUACUUCACCAACGGCUGGAAUAUCUUCGACGUGGUCGUGGUCAUCUUGUCCAUCGUUGGGAUGUUCCUGGCCGACCUCAUUGAGAAAUACUUUGUAUCCCCAACCUUGUUCAGGGUGAUCCGCCUGGCUCGGAUCGGUCGAAUCCUGCGUCUCAUCAAAGGAGCCAAAGGUAUCCGAACUCUGCUCUUCGCUCUGAUGAUGUCACUGCCUGCGCUGUUCAACAUCGGGCUCCUGCUGUUCUUGGUCAUGUUUAUCUUCUCCAUUUUUGGAAUGUCAAACUUUGGUUACGUGAAACACGGGGCAGGGAUCGAUGACCUGUACAAUUUUGAGACCUUCGGCAACAGCAUGAUCAUCUUGUUCAUGAUCACCACGUCGGCCGGCUGGGACGGUUUGCUCCUGCCCAUCCUCAACUACCCCCCCGACUGUGACCCUAACCUGGAGAACCCAGGCACGUCUGUGAAGGGCGACUGCGGAAACCCCUCGGUGGGGAUCUUCUUCUUUGUCAUGUACAUCAUCAUAUCCUUCCUGAUUGUGGUGAACAUGUACAUCGCCAUCAUCCUGGAGAACUUCAGCGUGGCCACGGAGGAGAGCGCUGACCCUCUGAGCGAGGACGACUUUGAGACCUUUUACGAAAUCUGGGAGAAGUUUGAUCCCACUGCCUCUCAGUUCAUCACCUUCGCCAAGCUUUCGGACUUUGCAGACGCUCUGGAACACCCUCUCCGCGUGCCCAAGCCCAACACCAUCGAACUCAUCGCCAUGGACAUGCCCAUGGUGAGCGGCGACCGCAUCCACUGCCUGGACAUCCUGUUUGCCUUCACCAAGCGAGUGCUGGGAGACAGCGGCGAGCUGGACAUGCUCAGGCAACAGAUGGAGGAGCGCUUCGUGGCGGCCAACCCCUCCAAGGUGUCGUACGAGCCCAUCACCACGACGCUGCGCCGCAAACAGGAAGAUGUCUCCGCCAGGAUCAUCCAGAACGCCUAUCGCGCUCACCUCAUCAGGCGCGGGAUUAUCUUCAAGCGCCGCACCUUUACCAACAAUAAGCUGGAGAACGGCGGGACCAACCCUGAGAAGAAGGAGAGCACACCAUCCACAGCCUCGCUGCCCUCCUAUGACAGUGUGACCAAGCCAGAUAAGGAGAAGCAGGACGACAACAAAGAGGAGUGGGCCCGCAAAGACAAGGACAAAAACCAAAAAGACGAGUGGGAAUCCAAGUGUUAGGCUCACCUGACUGGAAGCACCGACUCCACCACUCCAAGAAAUGUAGAAACCCGAUCUAUAGCGACUAAAAAAAAAAGAAGAACAAACAUGUUUACAGACUGGAAUAGUGACUGAGGCAACGUGGUUUCUUUUGUCAUCACAGACAGCUGUACCAAACACAAUCAGUUUAUUGUGGAACUUUGCUGCAAAGUGAGCGCCAGGCCGGGCCGACACGGUUGGCCGCACAUGUCACUUGGGGACCAACUGCCAAAUGCACACAACCCUCCAGUGUUUUGGAGAACAGCGAAAUUCCUGCCACCACUGAUCCACCACAGCUCCAGGCCCGGGGACGACCCUGCACAGGUGGGGUCGCACCAGAACUGUCUCCGCCUGAUGCUGCGUGCCCUUGUUUUUUCAAAAGAAAACGGCCAGUUCAGCGACGAAGGAAUCAGUAGCGAGGCGCGGAGGAACCCAGAGCUGUAGACCAGAUGUUUGGUUUGUUAGCGCUUCGUAGGCUCGCCUCCUCACAUGAGUCGAGCAGCAAAAAAAAGAGAGAAACAUUCAGCCCCUGUCACUCAUCCUCUCAUCCUUGUUGUUCCCACGCUGGAAAAGACUUUUCUGUUGGUUGUUUUUUACACCAGGGUCAUUGUCAUUGUUCAGACCCAGGCUGGAGGAGGCAGAUAAAUAAUAAUUGUGCUCGUUCAAUGCAUAGAAAUGACUUGCAUGAAGGCAUGUUUUGAUCCGGAGUCAUGCAUGAGAAAUCAUAGUCCACGAGACACAUGCCACACUGCGGCGGAGCGACGGCUGAGGUCCAGAGGCACCAUCCCGCCUGGUUCGCUUUGGAUCGAGGACGCGACAUGUCCUACACCACACAUGCGUUUCCUGUGCUCGGUUGACGUCGAGGAGAAAACGGGACCAAAUUGGAGUUUUGUAGGAUUUCUGUCACUCGCCCAUGUAGUCAGGUGACCAUUCAUCAAAGUUUUAGAAGAUAGAAGCCUCACGUCAUGCUCUCCACCGGGACACCGGGAGGGACGUCCGAAACCAGCCAUGUGGCCAACUGCCUUGUCGGGCUCACAUGUGUCUGAGCGGCGGCUCGCCGCCAAGGGCUCGUGCUUCUGUUCGACUGUUGAUUCUGGUGGUUUUGGUCCAUGAUAUCAGGGAGGUGGACGUGGACCCAGGCAGAGGUGGGACCUCCCGCCGAGGAGAGCCCCCGGGUGGGGCCUGUCCUCGUGCGUCUGUGGGACCUCGGAACACUGUGUGCUGUCGGACCCGGGCUUGCGCUGUCUCUUCACAUGCCUGCAGGUUUUCACUUUGAAACAUCACGCGGCGUCAACAGUCGUCAUGUUAGAUCAUCAGCAGUGGUCACGCUCGUACUUGAGCUUUGUGGGUGAUUGUCGUGUCAAAGCCGAGGGUCGCUCCUCCGGUCUUCCUGCCAUUUUCUACACAGGAGUGAUGGUCCUAUUACUCGCACCACUGAAUGCCAUUCGGUGUGUCGAACACUGCCUGUACCAGAAACCCGUCUGUCCGUUUACACGAUGACGUCUGUGUUGGGCUGCUGCACUAAAACCAAAUACAUUCCCAGUGAAGCGCGCGCGCGGAGGAGGAGGAGGAGAGCGUCGAUGUACCACGUUCAUCUUGGAUGUAACCUUUUUAGACUCACAGAAAACAGUAAAAAGACAAAAAAAGAAACACUGUACACUGUACAGCGCAGGCUCCGAUGGCACAAUCGCUGAACCACCUUUUUGAGAGAAACUAUAAAUAUUGUAUCAUAACAUUUUAUUUGAUCGGCAUGCUUGUGGUGUUUUGUUUUUUGUAAAUAUGGAAUUUUAAAAAUGUUACGACUACUAAUCAAAAGAAGAAGAACAGAACCAAUAACCUAGAUCGGCUUCCAGCUUCGUCACAUUUGUUACCUUUUGGAUUUUCUGAGACACUUUUCACUUGAUUGAUGGAAACCUGAAUGAAAUAUAGAUGCUCUAUAAUGCGACAGAUAUAUAUAUAUAUAUAAAUAUAUAUAUAUAUAUAUAAAUGUAUACAUAUAUGUCUAUAUGUAUAUACGUGGAACAAAGACACAUUUGAGUUCUGUGCAACACGUGGCUGGAUGUUUCUGGAGCUGCUGGAUUGUAGCCUGAUCUGGAGGAGGAAAAUGUUCCCAGCACACGCAUCACGCUGACUCACGGUCUCACCUCACUGCGCACGGCGCCGCGGCCCUCCAUCCUUGAUCUCACCACCUGCUCUGCAUCCUCACCCUCACCUUUGGUUUCUGAGUGUCCACUCGAUGGCAUGUGCCUUUUCUGCUUUUUCAGCCAAUUUGGAGCCGCUGCACUAAAACGGGACACAACAGACAGGAGUUUUGUGGGGUUGGGUGAUGACGUCUUCUCCGUGUUGACAACCGUCUCGUUCUUCUGUGUUCCACUCAGCUUGAGAAGAAGCAGCUCGCCUUCCGUCUUUCUGUGUCCAUCCGAAGUUUAUUUUUGUAUCCAUGUUGCGUUCUGAGGUUCUUUUCUGGCAUGGUUUGACGUCAUUUUCUUUCUGCUAACAGAGAAAAAAAAACCACGCUUUUCUCAUUCAGACACGACGCGAAAAGAGCAAAUAGGAAACGACGUGUGUUGCACAAAAGCACUGGGACUCUUGGUACGAAUAUACGAACGAUUGUCUUCAUUUGAGCACGAACCUUUUUAUGACCAAUAAAGCAGCCUUCCAGUUA